AUGAAUGGCCCAAUCCACCAGGAGCGGAACGUAAAGGUCAUCUGCGUUGGCGCUGGAGCUAGUGGUCUCCUCUUCGCGUACAAAAUCCAACGGCAUUUUCAGAAUGUGGAUUUGGUCGUCUAUGAGAAGAACGAACAAGUCAGCGGGACAUGGUGGGAGAACAAGUAUCCUGGGUGUAGUUGCGACGUGCCAUCACACAACUACACUUGGUCCUUUGAGCCAAAGCUGGACUGGAGUGCGGUCUAUGCUAGCUCAGCCGAAAUCUACAAGUAUUUCAACGACUUUGCAGCCAAGUAUCACUUGCAUUCAUAUGUAAAGACGAAGCAUCAAGUCACUGGCGCGAUCUGGAAUUCCGAGCAAGCUGGAUGGGACAUCAGCGUGAAAGACCUCGCGACUAACGCGGAAUUCAAUGACUCGUGUGACAUUCUCAUCAACGCUUCUGGCAUCCUCAAUAAUUGGAGAUGGCCAGCGAUACCAGGUCUUUUCGACUUCAAGGGCACAUUGCUGCACACGGCGAACUGGGAUGAGUCCGUCGAUCUCACAGGCAAAAACGUUGGCUUGAUCGGGAAUGGCUCAAGCGGCAUUCAGGUCUUGCCAGCGAUCCAACCUCACGUCAAACACGUCACAACCUUCAUCCGCGAGCCAACUUGGGUAUCACCAGUGCAGGGUUUGGAACAGCACAUUUUUAGUCCUGAAGAGCGCGAGGCGUUCGCCAAAGAACCAGGGAAGCUCACUGAAUACCGCAAGAAUAUCGAGACCGGGCUCAAUGGCCAAUUCGCCCUCUUCCUCAAGAACACCAACGUCAACAACGAAACCCACGACUAUAUGGUCCAGCAAAUGAAGGAAAAACUCGGUGACGAAGACCUCAUCUCCAAACUCAUCCCCGAAUGGAGUGUAGGCUGCAGACGCCUGACUCCAGGAGUCAACUACCUCGAAACCCUCACCAAGCCUAACGUCACAACCGUCUACGGCGAGAUCGAGAAGAUCACUGAACGAGGCUGCGUCUGCGACGACGGCAAAGAAUAUCCAAUCGACAUCCUCAUCUGCGCCACCGGCUUCGACACAACCUUCAAACCGCGCUUUCCAGUCAUAAACGCCGCCGGCCAAAACCUCCAAGAUGUAUGGGCCAAGGAACCAAAAUCCUACCUCGGAAUUGCAGCCCCCGAGUUCCCAAACUAUCUCAUCUUCCUCGGUCCCAACUGUCCCAUCGGAAAUGGUCCCGUAUUGUCGGCCAUCGAAAAGGAGGCAGAUACUGUCUGUAAGCUAAUCGACCACUACCAAACCCAUAACAUAAAAUCAUUCUACCCGAAAGCCGAAGCAGUAGAAGACUUUAUCGCUCACAAGAAUCGUUUCAUGAAAAACACCGUCUGGUCGGACCCUUGUCGUUCAUGGUACAAGAGCGGUGAAAUCGAUGCUCCCAUCACGGCGCUCUGGCCUGGUAGUACCUUGCACUAUAUCGAGGCGUUGAGUGAAGUGAGGUACGAGGACUUCGAAAUCGAAUAUGAGGGCAAUAGGUUCGCGUGGCUGGGCAAUGGGUAUAGUCAGACGGAAUUAGAUGAAACUGCUGAUUGGGCUUAUUACAUCCGAGAGAAAGAUGAUGGAGAGUGGUUGAGUAAGGGCAAGAGGAGAAAGGUUUUGACGAAGAGUGGCACUGUUGACAGGAGUGCAGGUGCGGGUGUCGACUUCUCUGGCAGGAAAGCGGAGAAAUUAUGA
Pseudocercospora fijiensis CIRAD86 is the source of this 1713-nucleotide messenger RNA. RefSeq lists its product as uncharacterized. The record is from RefSeq and is a predicted model, not a curated record. Bases 1 to 1713 code for a protein of 570 amino acids. NCBI's taxonomy places the organism in Eukaryota, Fungi, Ascomycota, Dothideomycetes, Mycosphaerellales, Mycosphaerellaceae. The transcript has a single exon.